AUGUCUUCUACCUCUUCUCCAAUUUUGAGCUCUUCAGCUUCAGUGGUUAACGCGCACGUUACGAUAUCACCGGUCACCUACCUGCGGGCGCAUGCUGACCUUGGAGUACUUCUAUGUACUGAGCACUGCUCAGGAUAUACUCUUCAGAACUAUGGUGAGCAUCUUAAACGUGCUCAUGGGGUCAAAGGCCAACUCAAAAAGCGCAUCCAAGAAUGGGUUGAGGCGCAGCAUAUUUCUGAGCGGGUCACACAGCCAUCGCAUUAUCAGGCGCCUCUUCCCGGCCUAGCAAUUCUAAGUGGAUGGAAGUGCAAUAUAGAUGAUUGCAUGUUCUUGACUCAAAGCGAGCAAAUCAUCUUCAGACAUGGCAGUUCAGAGCAUAAUCUGAAUUGUAAACGACAGCAGCGAGAAGGUGAUGCAUCCUUCAAGGUUCAAAUGCAGACGUUGUUCACCAAGUCUCGAGAAUAUUUUAUUGUCGAUCCUAUGUUGAAACAGCAACCACUUCCAUCAAUCUCUUCUUUGGCCGUCUCUACUUUGCCUCUAUCAGAUCACUUGAGGAUAAUUAGAGUUUCAGAUUCAGCCGAGUCUGCUGGCAGCCUUCUGAGUGAACGGUUCUGGUCUAGUCAAGAGACUUUUAAAGAUAAGUACCGUCAAAUUGAGGAGCCAGUACAUACCUCUGAAUUGUCUCCAUGGCUGCGGCUCUGUAAGUAUCAUGAACAUCUCAGUGGGAUUGACGUCGACUUGAUCGCAUCUUCGCGUAGUGUCCCCAAGUCCGAGGCCGAUGAUGUAUUUCUAUAUCAUGUCAGUAAAGCAGUUGAGAGGGUUCUUCAAGCUGCAUCUGCUUUGAUUGCAGAUUUGCAUCAUGUUGACGCCCGACGUCUCAACACAUUCCAACCUGGAACCUUGAGCCAAGAUCCGCUUGAGCACCUCCAAGAAGAACACAGUCUGUCGCAUUACAUUUUAACCUUUACCAAGUUAAUCUGUUAUUUCUGUCGUGUGAUCAAUGGCCAUUUUAAUCGUAAUCUAUUUGAGAUUACUUCCCAACAAUACACUGCCCAAGACUUACUUCGAGAGACAGUGGAAUCUUAUAUGGAUUUCCUAUCAUCCAAAGCCCAAUCGACGUCAGAUCAGAAAGACGAUGACUCUAGUGAGAGUAUCUCUCUAGAAACCCCUGACGACCCAGAACAUGAAGAACAGAUUGGGCAGCUAAGACAGGAAAUCAACCGACAAACGCUGAAGCUCUGUACUGCACUUGUGCAACAUCCAAUCUCGACCACAGGGACGCAGACUGCCAUCUUGUCAUAUUGUGCUAUUGCAGCAUGGGACGAAAGUGAGAACACCUGGCGAAAGGAAGAUCAGUGUGGUAGUACAUUAAGCCAAUUGAUCUACUGUUGUCAGAUCAUUAUUCUGGCCCAUGCUCAUGAGCUAGUAAGGUGUGGUCAGCAUGAGAAUGUGUCCAACGCAUUAAAGCCCCUCUGUGCGGCGUGGAUUGUGAACGACGAGAAGACCCCGGUGAGUGACAUGAACCGUCUUCGACUGUAUGCCAUGACUGUGUCCCGAAACACCGUCAAUCCCGAAGACCCUAAUAAAGAGACACUAAACUACGCUGGCAUUACCUACGAGAUCAAAUUUCUGGCGCAGGAGAUCACAUUUUACUUAGAUCAUACGCGAACUAUCUUUGAGCGAGAUCUUUGUCUAGGCCUACCAGACAUCCCAACCUAUCCGUUAGAUGAACUACGGGACAACUGGGAUUCUUGUCGACCUGGAUGCUCGUUCCUCGACGAUCCUCGCAAUGCUGGCAUCCUAGCAGGCGGCCAAGAGUGGCUCUGGGAGAACAUCCAAAGAGAGCCCGAAUUGCGACAUCUGGUGCUUCGACGAAACCAAGAGGAAGAAGGUUCGGGACAGCCAGCACGUCGAAAAGAGUUUCUAGGGAUGCGAUGGCAAAAUGUUGGAUUCACGAAGCGGAACGUUUUCGUUCACGACGGCCACGUCCUGUUUCUGUUGACCUACCAUAAAUCACUGAGUCGCACCCAUGCAUCACGGCACCCAGCGCGUUUCUUGCUGCCCGAAGUCGGGCAACUCCUGGUCCAAUUCUUGGUUUUGAUCACCCCUAUCCGGCGAUAUUUCCACCGGGAGGUGUUAGUGCCUGUUGACGUCAGCGAGUAUCUAUGGAGUGGUGGCUCCGGCAUCUGGCCUGAGGACAAGAUGACUCGGAUCGUCAAGAGCAUGAGCCAGCAAGCCAUUGGGGAGAAGGUGAACAUGCAGUCGUGGAGACAGAUCUCAGUGGGCAUUGCCAUCAAAAAGUUUAGUGGACUGACGUAUGAAGCAGACUUGGAUCUUCCCGGGGACGAAGAUGACGACCUUAGCGGCACCUCCAUCUUGAACAGUUUCGGCGGGGCCAUGGCCGACGUUUUCCACCAUCAAGCAGCUCACAGCGUACAGACUGGAAAUCGUGCCUACGGGGGGACCAUCAAUUUUAAUUCGGGGUUGACCGAUGCCGGACUGCAAGAAUAUUUUCGCGCCAGUCGAAUGUGGCACCAACUCUGUCAACCACGACCGACCACCAAUCCCAGCAUCACUGGGCACCGCAGACAGGCCUCCUCAUUGAAUCCUCCACUGAUCAAACGAGUCGCACUCCGGCAACAACCUCGUCGUCACCGUCGUCGCUGGGGCGAGCAGACCGUGCUCGAAACAUUGCAACAGCUUUAUCCCCAAACAAAGCCAGCUCAGUUCAAGACCGAGAAGCAGGCUCAAUUGAUCAGCAGUAUCGUGACGGGCUAUGCGGAAGUCAUUGGUAUCUUGGGAACCGGCGAAGGAAAGAGCCUGUCGUUUAUGCUGCCGGUAUGUCUGCCACAUGCCGCCACUACAGUGGUGGUGGUACCGUUGGUUGCCUUGAAGACCGACAUUGUCCGCCGUUGUCUCGAGUUGAACAUUGCUUAUUCCAUCUGGAAUCGGCACGCCAACCCACAGCAGUAUGUGGGGUGCUCAUUGUUAUUUGUUGCCAUUGAGGAGGCAGUUUCCCGCCGCUUUCGAACCUUUCUAGGCCAACUGGAUGCCAGUGAAAGCUUGGAUCGACUGGUCUUUGAUAAGAGCCACCUGAUCCUGACCGCAUCUCGCUACCGACCCAAAAUGGCCUUGGUAAAGGAGUUGCGAGAGUAUCGUUGUCAGGUCGUCUUUCUGACGGCUACCCUCCCCCCGCUGAUGCAGGCCCAAUUUGAACGACGUCUCUUGCUGGCUCAGCCUCGUACCAUUCGAUCUUGUACCUUUCGAAGUGACCUUUACUACCACGUCCAGCGCAGCAGUCGCCCAGGAGACUUCCUUGAGUACAUGACCCGAGGUAUCCGGACUGCCCUACAACAUCUUGAGGAGGAAGCUGCUGCCCGAGUGAUCGUCUACGCCCAGAGCCGGGGCGAGGCCGAUCAGGUCAGCCAGCGCCUGUCGUGUCCCGUGUACUACUCCGAUUCCGGUAGCAGCGAGGAGAAAGAAGAGGCUUUUGAACAGUGGCGACGAGGGACGAGCAGGGUGAUUGUGGCGACCAGUGCCUUUGGCAUGGGUGUCGACUACCCUCAUGUACGGGCGGUGAUCCACAUGGGAGCUCCUCAGGACAUGAUCAGUUUUGCCCAAGAGGUCGGGCGUCUGGGGCGUGAUGGGCGAGGGGGAACCAGUCGGGUCGUGCUGCCGCACCACUGGCAAUCCAAUACAUCACUCUCUCGCACGGAGCCCGAAUUUCAGACGUUGCCCGAGCUGGCGAUGCAGACCUAUCUGGGGCACUGCCGCUGCCUGGCUGCGGUGUUGAGUCGUUUUCAAGAUGGAGGUGAGCAUAUGCAGUAUUGUUCUCGUGAGCAACGCCAUCAGUGGUGCACCCGAUGUCAGCAGUUUGGCCGGCUGGAAAAGGGGCAGGACGCGGACCACACUGCGUUUAAUAGUCUUAGUAUUCAAAAGUGCUAG
Molecule: messenger RNA, 3945 nt
Organism: Endocarpon pusillum Z07020
Lineage: Eukaryota; Fungi; Ascomycota; Eurotiomycetes; Verrucariales; Verrucariaceae
Exons: 3
Coding region: 1-3945 (1314 amino acids)
Biological process (GO): double-strand break repair via homologous recombination
Cellular component (GO): chromosome; cytoplasm
Molecular function (GO): nucleic acid binding; 3'-5' DNA helicase activity; four-way junction helicase activity
Source: RefSeq, a predicted model, not a curated record